Molecule: messenger RNA, 8706 nt
Organism: Pecten maximus
Lineage: Eukaryota; Metazoa; Mollusca; Bivalvia; Pectinida; Pectinidae
Product: neurofilament medium polypeptide-like
Exons: 12
Coding region: 134-4102 (1322 amino acids)
Source: RefSeq, a predicted model, not a curated record
AACCAAUCCUGAUACAUUUGAUAAAUUACUCUCUGUAUCCAGCAUAAUAUAUAUUGGGGAGGAUUCAGGUGGUACGGUCACUCUAUUUCGAUUCUCGAACUGAAAGCUUGGCAGUGCUUUCUGACAAGGCAAGAUGUCAAAGUCACGCGAAACCGUUACCGAGAAGAGGACGGUGAUAACGUCUUCCUCCUCCUCCAACUAUGACGACGCUGGAGACACCUCCACCAGCUCUUUCAAGUCCACCAUCUCCCCCCGGAACACAGUCUUGGCUCGCUCCCCCGGACUCCCCGGACUAAGGACUUCAGGACUCGGCGGAGACUCGGGUACUGUCAUCACCCGCACGGUUGAGUAUGGAUAUGGCAACAAACACCUGGGUGGAUUGCCAUCAGGUGGAUAUGAACAACGUACGAACACUGGUGUCAACGAAAUGAAGCAUAAUCGCGAAAAGGAAAAGAAAGACAUGCAAGAUUUGAAUGAAAGAUUCGCUAGCUAUAUAGAAAAAGUGAGGUUUCUUGAAGCCCAAAACCGUAAACUAGGAUCAGAGUUAGAACAUUUAAAAUCAAAAUGGGGAAAGGAAACAAGUCAGGUGAAACAAAUGUACGAGACCGAGUUAGGAGAAGCAAGAAAGUUAAUAGAUGACCUAACACGAGAAAAAGCCAAUCUAGAAAUCAAGAACAACAGUCUACAGGAGCAGAUGUCUGAUAUGCAGAGACAACUUGACGAGGCUAAGAAAUACCGUUCUAUUGACCGCGAGCAGAUACAGAAACUGAACCAACAAUUAUCAGACUAUGAGGGUGAGAUCAACAUGCUGAGACGUACUAUCGAAUCCCUGGAGACAGACCGACAGAGGGAUAGGGACCGUGUCAGCAAGUUACAGUCGGACAUCGACAGGCUGAGAAUGGAUUUGAACAAUGAAACUUUGAAUCACCUCGAUGCCGAGAACCGUCGCCAGACUCUGGAAGAAGAAAUGGUGUUCCUCAAGAAUCUUCACGAACAGGAACUUAAGGAACUCGCCGCUCUUGCCUACCGUGACACAACCGAGGAGAACCGCGAAUUCUGGAAGAACGAACUAUCAUCGGCCAUCCGGGAUAUCCAGAGAGAGUAUGACCAGAAAUCAGACCAGAUCCGUGGAGACAUGGAGGCCUACUACAACCUCAAGGUUCAGGAAUUCCGCACAGGGGCCACCAAGCAGAACAUGGAAGUUACCCAUGUUCGUGAGGAAAAUAAGAAACUUGUCAAACAAAUGAGUGAUCUUAGAGGAAGACUUGCUGAUCUUGAGGCUAGGAACGCACAACUCGAGAAACAAUACCAGGAUAUGCUCCGGGAAUAUGAGCAGAUGGAAACUGAUCAUACGUUGGAGACAGCCACUCUGAGAGAAGAGAUUACCAAGAUGAGAUCCGAAAUGGAAAGCAUUCUUCAGGAACUUCAAACCCUUAUGGAUGCUAAACUUUCCCUGGAACUCGAGAUCCUUGCCUACAGGAAACUUUUGGAAGGAGAAGAAACACGACGAUUCUUCAUCUUUACAAACUAUCACAGAGCGGACAGAUUUCGCAACCUUGUAGGAAUGGCACAUACUCGAGUAUCUGCUCCAUGGAGGAGAUAUGACACAACAAGUAGUUACGGCAAAUCUGAUGCCGAUGCUGAUGAAAAAGCGUCUGUUGAUGAUGAAAAAACCGAAAGAGACAUUACUCCAGAGGAUGAACUGAAAUCUAUUAUAGACGUUAAAGGGGGUACGAUGCCCACGGUUGAUUCUGCCAGUGAUAAAGAAGAUGGCGAUGACGACGGUAUAGAUGAUGAAAUAGCCAAUACAAACAUUACGGAGGAAGUAGCCGAGGACGUUGUAGUUGAGGAGAAGGUAACUACAGAAGAAGUCGUUCAAACUGAAUCAGUAGCCCCACCUAAAGACGAAAGUGAAACAAAAGAAGACGAUGAUGUGGGAGAUGCAAAUGAAGACAAAACUGACGGUGGAGAUGAUACAGAGGCGAAAGAUGCAGCUGUUACUGACGAAGUAGACGCGAUUUCUGAUGCACAAAAGGAAAUACCUGAUAACAAACCGGGUGAAACCGAAGAGGAAAACGAGGAAACGGUACAAUCACAGAACGUAGAGGAUGUAUCGGAGGAAGAAGUAACAAAAGAAGAGGCGGAGGUAAGUACAGCUGUAACUACGGACGAAAAAGAUGCAAAUGAGACCACAACAGAUUCCGAAUCAAAAGAAGAAAUUACAGAAGACAAGGAAGAAAAACCUAGUGAGACUACAGAAGAUGCUAGCGAAGUCAAAGAUGAUGAAAAACCAACAGAAGAACCAGAAACCGAAGAGCAAGGGUCAGUAGAAGAAAAGAUUGACGUUUCCGAAAGAGCUGAAACUACGGAGGAUGACUCAACACAAAAAGACGAGGAUAAAAUAGAUGACGAACAGACCGACUCUGGCAUAAACGCCGGUGGUGAAACAAAACAGGAUGAAACAAAGUUAGAGUCUACAAAUCUAAACGAGGAUUCGCAGGAAAUCACACAAGAAGAAACGGAAACAAAAAGCGAUACACCGGAUGCUACCAAAGACGAUACUACAGAGGCGGCAGAUGAAGAUGCAACGGCGGAAGGAAAUGCUGAAGACGAUAACGAAACAACUAAAGAAACCACAAAAGACACUGAAGGGGGAGAGGAUAGCAAAAGUACAAAAAUAGAGGGAAAAGAUGAUACCACUAAAGAUGCGCAACAAUCCAUUGUAGAGGAAACAAAAGAAUGCGAUGGUGAUGAUGAUAAAUCACCGGAUGAAACAGAAACUAAAGAAGACGAUGGCGAUGAUGAUAGAAAACAAUCAUCAGACGAAACAGAAACUAAAAAAUCAGAGGAUGCAAAGGAAACCAGCGAAGAAGUGACUGCAGAAACAGUGGAUCAAACAGACGAUUCAAAAACGCAGAAAACACCUGACGAUGACAACAAGUGUAAUCAAGAUAAUAAGGAAAGCGAUACAGAGGAGACAAUACCAGACGAGACUAAAGUGGAAUCAUCUACUGAUGAUGUUACAGAGGCAAAAGAGGAUAACGAGACUUGCGAAGCACCAGACGCAUCAUUAACUACGGAAAAAACAAAAGAUGAUUCAACAGAGGUUGAUAAUGGAGAGACGACAGUAGAUCAGGAGGAAACAAACGAUGUCGAUAAGAAAGGAAAUGAAGAAAAAUCAGAAACAUCUGAUAAAACCGAAAUAAAUGGUGAAAAAGAUUCAGGAGAAUCGAAUGAAACAGAAGACACCAAACUAAAGGAAGAAACGGCCGACAUUGACACGAAGUCUAAAGAAGAUGAUGAAAACAAAAUUGACGAUACAAAUGAUAAGUCUGAGGAAGUUAGUGAGGAUAAAACAGAUGCUACUGAAACAACUACAACAGAGCAAAAGUCUCAGGAAGGUGAGAAUGACGACAAACAGAUUGGUGAUGUAAGUAAUGAGAGUGAGGAGUCAACAAAGGUAAAUGAUGAUGCAACACCACAGGUAAAUGGUGAUUCUAAAACUGGCGAUGGAAGCACAACAGAUAAGUCAGAGGCGAAAGAGGAAGCAGAUUCAAAAUCUGAAUCUGGGGAACAAAACAAAGAAGAUCCGUCCAAGACAACAGAUGAUUCAAUGGGUACAAACGCAGUAAAUGGUGAUGUGGGUGACGAUGCUGACGACAAGGAAACGACACAUGACGACGAUGCAGACUCUUCCGUAAGCAUGCGAAUGAUGCGAGGAGAAGUGUCUGCUAAAACAACCUACCAAAGAACAUCUACUGGCCCUCUCUCCGUGUCCGAGGUCAGUCCGGAAGGAAAAUUCAUAGUCUUGGAAAACACUUCUUCUGGCACUAACAAGAGGGAAGUUGAUUUGAACAAAUGGAGACUGAAGAGAACCGUUGACGGUCAGCGUGACUACAUCUACGAGUUUAGAAACUUUGCCCUCAAGCCAGGAAAGAGCGUGAAGAUCUUUGCCCGCGGGUCUGCCGGUGAGGCUGGUCUGAAUGAUCUGGUAUUCCGUGACGAAGAGACCUGGGGAUUUGGUGCCCAGGUGACAACUGUUCUUUUGAACGAGAAGAAUGAGGAAAAGGCAACCCACACCCAGAAGACCAAGUACCAGUAGGACACCAUCUUGCCAUGCCAUGACGCCAACAACUACUGCAAAUUCUGUAUCUACUGUAGUGCGCUUCCUAUCAUCGACUGCUGACUUCUGUUCUAACGUUCUAUUGCGCUGUUGAUUGGCUAACGAAUCGGUGUUCGGUGUUAAGGUUUCUUUUAAAGAUUCGUUAGCCAUUCGUCGUUCGGUGUUUCAACUGUCCUCAAACUGAUAGACUCGAUGAUCACUACUCCAGUAUUCUUUAACUUAUAGCUGGUUGGUGCUUCAAAUUUUCGUCUGGUAAAUCGACAAAUACGUUUUGAUAUACAUGAGAAAAGGUGCAGAAGUCCUGUGUGUAUGAUAUGAUAUUGAUAGGAUCAAGUAUUCGUAGACAGUUUGGUUUGAUAAAAUCUUAUUUUUAGCAAAGUGUAGUUAUAACAAACAGCAAUAACAUUUCAAGGUAUUCGGACACUUUAGAAAAUCACGACGCAAAGAACUUAGAACGCAAACGUCAAUCGAAAUAAAAAGUAAUACAGGAAGUCUUUAAUUCUAUCCUAUACUGACAUGAUGAAUAUCUGCUAGCUCAGUUCCGGUGCGAUCUUUCUUGUUUCCUGCUCAGGGUACAUACCCUUGCUUAGCUGUAUACCUCCGUGAGGAAAUAGAUUUCUGAUGAAUGUACGCUGGUCCACGAGAUAACAUGGCUGUGAACUGUGAUGCAUAUUUGCUGCUUAUGUAGCAUGCCAUUCACUAAACAUUAGAUGUGAAGUGAUGUAUGUGAUUUUGGAUAACUUUUAUUAAUGUACAUGUCAUUGGUGUACCAAAUGAGUAUUUAUUCAAAAUUUUAAUAUUAAUGAAUAUUAGUAAUUUUAUGUUUUUCAACAAUUACAUUUAAGUUGUAGUUUUAUUGUGUUCCACCUCCCCUCCCUUUACUCGUCUUCUCAGUUAAAUAAUUACUUUUUGUAUCUUUUAUACAUUUUUUAAUCAUCAUCAUAAUUCAUUUUGCGAAAUUAUAUCCUGGACGUUCUGGUUCGGCGAUGUAGAAGAAGGCAAAAGUUUGUUAGGUUAAGCGUGAAUAUUUAACGUGAAGAUGAGUAUAAUUAGGGAGACUAUUAACAAAAGCAUUUGGAUGGUUCCACUCCCACAGCUAUUUAUAAUAUGCUCGACUUUAUUAUUUAUGCAAUUUUCUUUCAAUAAAUGCUGUAUUUUGUAUUUUCGGUUUUGUUCUUUUGUUUUCACAGUUUUAUGUUUGAAUGUCGUCAGGUUUCUUACUGGUUGUUUUUGUUGAAAUAGAAUUUUGGAUUCAACAGCGUUACCGACAAAGAGGUAGCGAAAUGUUGGGAUUUUUUAAUGCAUACCUCAUGAAUCAACCGUGAGUGAUGAAAUGAUCAAAUGUAAAAGUACAACAGGAUAUGUUAUACGAUUUUAAUUGAUAUUUUAUUAAAUGACGGCGAGGUUAUAUGCGAGUGACUAUGCCUUGACACGGAUUGUGAUAAGCAGACGCAUAUACCGCCUUAGCGUCUUCUACCAAUAAACUCGAAUUGUGUACAUCCGGUAUUGAACACAACCCUCUGUCAAUGAUAACAGUUGCUUCGGACAAUAGACCAAUCAUAGUCAAGCAUUUACCUCUAUUGUUGUUUUAAUCAAGGGGAUUAAAACGUCACAUCCGUCCAUACGAUCCAAACAACGUUAUAUUGCAGAAAGCCUAAUAUCAGUGUUGACACAUGUAAGCGUAGAGACGUCGUAAGUAUGGGAUAGUGGGGUACUGGGAUAUAGGCUUACAGUAUUCUAAAUUAGACACCAUCUAGUUAUUGUGUUGGUUUUUGUGUAUGAAUUAUAUGAAUGGGAUUGAUGAGAACAUUGUCUUAAACUCUCCAGAUUAGUGCUACUGAGAAAGAAAAAGCACCAUAAGAUCCGCUAGUUAGCCACGAAGCAUGUUCCCAACAACAAAAAUAGAAACAUGCUAGAAUUACUUGUGUCCUGACAGCUGACGACAAAAAAAAUGAACUUAAAACAAUUGUACACACUUUGGUAUUCAGGGUAAAUUACCACUACCUUUACUGUACAACAACACGUCUAAUAAAUGUUAAUAGUUUUCUGUUUCGGUAAUAAAAGGUCAAUACCUUUCCCGAUAAAAUAUAUUGAAUUAAAAUCAAUAGAAAUGUGUUUCUUAAGAAUCGCUGAAAUAUCACUACUUUUCCUUAUAAAAACUAAAUUGGCAGGUGUCUGCUUUACCGUCGACAAUGACAACUGAUUCAUUUCCGGUUUACUUUUUUCUGUGUAUUUUGUUGAGUUUUUCCAGUUUUAUUUUCUCUCUCUUUUUACCUUUAUAGAUAUUUUCCUUACUACUAUCGGUCAUCCAUCUAUUGUCUAACAAACUGGUAUAAUAUUCUGUAACAUAGUGAUCCACCCAUAUCACAUUAUGUCUACUCCUCAUGAUCAACUUGGAGUAAGUGUAAUAUAUAUAUAUAUAUAUAAUAGUGAUAGUUCAUUCAUGGUUCUAUGAAUACAAUAUAUGGUGGGGUGAUAAGAACAAACGAGUGCUCGCUUGGAAUAUUGAUAUCUGUAUAUUUAGUAGUAUGUAUGUAUGUAUUUACAGCAAUAGCAAGCAAUUAUUAAUGAUGUUGAUACUUUUGAUAUGUAAACGUUUACUUACAUGGUUGUAAUUACAUGACGCGGCAUAUAGAUUAUAUCGUUAUGACACCCCGUAUAGGGCAUUUGUAUUGGUUUUUUGACAAUACUGUUAUAAAAUGUUGAUAAUUUUGUAAAUAAGUUAAAAAUAGCGCAUAGAAUUUAUACAUAUGUAUAGAACACCGGUGACCUCCAUUUUAUUCAACGAUCAUCUGCCAUCUCUAAUAAGCGUGUCAUCUGAUUCAGAGUCUGGGCGAUACUGUUGUACAGGUGUCAUCCUGAACUAUAACACAUGCAAAUCUCCCUAGUACUGUGUUGCAGAGUUUAUGUUCUCCCUGUCAUUGGGGUAUUCGUACGAUAUCAUAGAUACAUUCCUGUAUGAACACCACUAGUUUAGGUCUAACACACGUGCUGCAGAACUAUUGGAUUUGUUUAACUGUUCAAUCUUCUUGAUAAACCGGUAUAAUGGAUUCAUGAGCACGGAUGGUAAGUUAUAUCUAUGAUAAUAACUCGAUAAGCAUUCUUACAAAUGAUAUCUUAUUUUUUUCUCAAUAUAACGCCAAUUGACUUAAAGGAACAUUUCUCAGUGCGAUAAAAACAAGAAUGACGUUAUCAUAUGUGAUAACAUAAUGAUGUUAUCAUAUGUGCGCUUGAUUACUUUAUAAAUAGAAUGCGAGUUUAGCAGAGCAAUUGACAUCUGUUAUAUCAUAAUGUACAUCGCAUCUUAACUCACAGAGGUAUGCAAAUGAGCCCAAAUCAAAAAUAAUGAAUAAAAGGCUAGAUUCAUUCAAUCGCCCAGGUCACAAUAUAAUAUUGUUUAAUGUCUCGAACAUCGGUAACAGCAUUUUUUUUUUUUACUUCGUUCUCUUUUUUCUAUUUUGUCUGACAGUUAAUGAAAACAAAAAUAUUGUAUCACUAGCUUAUGUCAAACUUCAGAAAAACGAUGUCUGAUAUAACUUUAGCAGAAGUAAGUUAUGAAUGUAGAUUGUGUAAAUAAUAGUGAAUGUAUUCCGUCCGGGACUGAGACCGAUAUUAACUCUUGACAAGUUGUACCUGAAGUACGUCGAUGGUUAAUUAGUGGACAUCACUGUCAGUGGGGAUUAAACAAACCAUGGAGAGCUUCAUUUUUGAAAUGAUAUUGAAACAUGUUUUGAGUCUAGAACAGGUAGUCUUCCCCGUGGAAACCGAUGGACUAUCCCAAUAUUCCAUCGGUCGGUUAUUCCAUUGAUCAGUAUAGGUGUGCUUGUCAUUUUAACAGUGGUUGUUGGUGGUAUUUUGGAACACCAACAAGAUUUAAAUGUGUGCGCAUGUGUGAAAGAGAGAUUGAGACGACUGGUUGUGUUUCACUAUAUUUACAAUACAUUAUGUAUAAUUGUUUCCUGUAUCAAGACCAACGAAUAUCAUCUCCAUAUGCCUUAGUUAUACCUGCAUUUGGUCUGCUAUGUCCCCUCGUAGAUAGCACUUGGAAGUUAACGACACGUAGGUAGCAGUUAAAUAGUGUAAUAUCACAGUAUGAAGAACAUAUCACAAUGACUUGUCCGUAUGACAAUAUGGUAAACAGACAAUAUACAGCUUAUAGUUCAAUAAUUUUAACGUUAACAUAUGAUGUACUGUUCAUUAUAGGUUACGUCACACUAUUCUCCUUAUUUGGAGGUGGUUGGUAUCGCCAGGUAGAUAUGGUGGUCACUGGGGUUUUAUUUUUUCACUAUUUGAAAACGACGGGAUCACUGGCUAUGCAUUACACUAUUUUAGCUCUACAGACGUGGUGUUCAGUCUCUGUACUGGACAAUGGUUGAUGUCCAGUCGCUGUACUGGACAAUAGUUGAUGUCCAGUCGCUGUACUGGACAACGGUUGAUGUCCAGUCGCUGUACUGGACAACGGUUGAUGUCCAGUCGCUGUACUGGACAAUGGUUCUUUACUCUUUUAUCUUGGUAUCUUACGCUCGUCCAAUGUCUUACAUUCUAUUAUAUGUUUUUCUGUGAUAUUAAAACUUACCACUUAA